Messenger RNA from Scleropages formosus (Asian bonytongue), 3107 nucleotides. RefSeq names its product integrin, beta 2 (gene itgb2). Gene Ontology annotation, cellular component: cell surface; integrin complex; focal adhesion. The record is from RefSeq and is a predicted model, not a curated record. The coding region runs from base 190 to 2646 and encodes 818 amino acids. The transcript is spliced from 17 exons. NCBI's taxonomy places the organism in Eukaryota, Metazoa, Chordata, Actinopteri, Osteoglossiformes, Osteoglossidae. Gene Ontology annotation, molecular function: integrin binding; amyloid-beta binding; protein kinase binding. Gene Ontology annotation, biological process: integrin-mediated signaling pathway; cell-matrix adhesion; cell adhesion mediated by integrin.
ACCGUCCGGGGGGGGCGAACGAGCACCCGCAAACUUGGUUCCGACGGUUCCGCUCGGUCGGUGCUACACGGAAUAUGGACCGGAAUAAAACACUCACCCGAAACUGCCUCCCGACUCUUGAACGCUCACUUUGUUGUUACUUUAUUAGCACUUCGACAGCUUCAUGAGCCCCCACCCGUAGAGGAAUGCAUGAAAAUAGCCUGCCGAGCGGAAGGCAGAGCAGCCCAGAGAGGAGCUGCAGCAAGAGGAGUUGAGGGCCACAGCACAGCAGAGCAGUCACCUGAAGGUGGGACUGAAGACGACGUCCUCGCUGCCCAGGCCAUGGCUCCCUGGUUGUGCAUCUCUGCAGUGAUUCUGCUCAUGGCUGGAGAAGAUGUCCUGUCCAAGGAGGAGUGUCCCAAAACGGUCGUCACCUCCUGUAAAGACUGCAUCCGCACCGGACCGUUCUGUGCCUGGUGCAAGAAGCUGAACUUCACGAAGCAGGGCGAACCGGACGCUACGCGCUGCGACACCACGGAGGCGCUGAGGAGUCGGGGCUGCGAGAACGACGACAUCGUCUCCCCCGCGAGCAGCUACACGAAGCUCUCGGACAGACCUCUGUCCAGGGGGUCCGGACAGAACGAGGACCCCGUCCAGCUCCAGCCGCAGGCGGUUCGCCUGAACCUCAGGCCUGGAAAGCCCGUGUCGUUGCGCUUCAGAUUCAGGCGGGUGGAGGAUUACCCCGUGGACCUGUACUACCUCAUGGACCUCUCUUACUCCAUGAAAGACGAUCUGGAGAACGUCAAGAGCCUGGGGAAAGACCUGAUGAAGGCCCUGGGCCAAAUCACCAAACGGGCACGUAUAGGCUUCGGCUCCUUCGUGGACAAGGUGGCCCUGCCUUUCACCAACACGAACCCGGCGAAGGUGCAGAAGCCCUGCCCAGAGGACGAGCGGGUCUGCCAGCCCGCAUUCGGGUACCAGCACGUGCUGUCGCUGACCGACCAAGCGGAAGAGUUCAACCAGAUUGUGUCCAUGCAGUCCAUCUCGGGGAAUCUGGACUCGCCCGAGGGCGGGCUGGACGCCAUCAUGCAGGCUGCUGUUUGCGGAAACAAAAUCGGCUGGGGGGACAGCACUCGGCUGCUCGUCUUCGCCACAGAUGACGGGUUCCACAUGGCGGGGGACGGGAAACUGGCCGCCAUACUGGAGCCCAACGACGGCCAGUGUCAUCUGGACAAAAGCAUUUAUAGCAAGAGCAGCGAGAUGGACUACCCCUCUGUGGGACAGCUGGCCCAGAAACUGGCUGAGAACAACAUCCAGCCCAUCUUCGCUGUCACCCAGAAUGUGGCGCCUGUGUACCAGAAGCUGAAGGAGAUGAUUCCCAAGUCCGAAGUGGGCGUUCUGUCCAAAAACUCGGACAACGUGGUCAGACUAAUCGAGACGGCUUACAAAAGUCUGUCCUCCAACGUGAUCGUGACUCACGAGAACCUUCCCGAAGACAUCAAGGUCACGUACACAUCGAACUGUGAGAACGGGGGCGUCCCGGGCCCCCGGGGGGUGUGCAACAAUGUGGGCAUCGGCAAGGAGGUGGAAUUUGUCGUGACGGUCACUGCGGACAAGUGCACGAAGGAGCAGUCCUUCCAAAUCGGACCUCUGGGCUUCCGUGAGAAGAUGAACAUCACCGUGGUGACGGAGUGCGAGUGCGUCUGCAGAGACCCGCUGAAUAAAAAUGACCCGGCAUGCGGCGGGCAAGGACAGGUCACGUGUGGCACCUGCGUGUGCAACAAGGAUUUCGUGGGUCAGAGGUGCGAGUGCCGCAUGGGAGACAAGAACGAGCGGGACCUGCGCGAGGCCUGCAGGUUCAACAACGGCUCCGUGUGCUCCAACCUGGGCGACUGCGUGUGCGGCUUGUGCCAGUGUCACGCCGGCGAGGACGGCAGGAACAUCUACGGGAGGUUCUGCGAGUGCGACGACCGCAGCUGCCCGCUGCACCACAACCGGCUGUGCGGAGGUAACGGGAAAUGCGACUGUGGAAAGUGUUUGUGCCACCAGGGCUACGACGGCGAGGCGUGCGACUGCAAGAAGUCCGACGAGGCGUGUCGAAAGGGGACGAGCGUGUGCAGCGGCCGCGGAAACUGCACCUGCAACAUCUGCCACUGCCUGCCCGGGUACAAGCGGCCGUUCUGCGAGGAAUGCCCGGGAUGCCCGUCGCCCUGCGGCAAGAUCGCAAGCUGCGUGGAGUGUCUGGGCUUCAACUCUGGCCCGCUGAAGGAGAACUGCAACAGCAUGUGUUCAAAAGUGAAGCACAAGGUGGUGGAGGCCCUGACAGACAAGAAGCCCUGCAGAUGGAAGCGGUCUGACAACUGCUGGAUGAUUUACUCCGUGAAAGAGCUGGAUGGGAUUGACAACUAUGACGUCACCAUCCAGAAGAAGCUAGAGUGUCCGAAGCCCCCGGACCUUGCCGCCAUUAUCGGGGGGUCCUUCGCCGGAGUGGCCCUCAUCGGGCUACUGCUGCUCCUGAUCCUCAAGGGCAUCAUCCACAUGAAGGACCUGAAGGAGUUCCGCAGGUUCGAAAACGAGAAGAAAAAAGCCAAGUGGACCAAUGCUGAUAAUCCCUUAUUCAAGACUGCAACAACUACAGUGCAGAACCCCAACUUCAGUGGUGACUGAUGCCGCCGGCUGCCUGACUUUAUGAGACGCCUGCAUUUUAUUUGGGACAACAGUCCGUUUGUGAUGUAGUUACGUUUCGUUUUCUGCACUUUUAUGGAAUUUGCAGCUGCAGUGAAGAAAGUGAAGACUUAUUGUUCAAAUGUUUUGUGAUCCAUUCAGCAGUUCUUUUUCCUUUGUGUCUCUUUGAAAAAGCAGCGAGUCUGGAGGAAUUGUGUUUUGUACCAGCCGCUCACCUCGCAAUUCUGCUUCUGCUCUUGAUGUCUGUUAAAGGUCCGGGUGCUUCAUGAAUAUGGACCUUCAUUUAGUUUAUUGACAGUCUUCAUCUAAACGGACUCACCUACUUUAGAUCUCCUCACUGUCACUGCUGGAGAAUGUCCACAAUGCUUUGCUUUCACUGAAUAAAUGACCUGAUGUGACCAAGUGAAAGUUGAGGGUCUUCUUUCUGUUUGGGGAAUGCCAAA